GUGUGUGUGUUAGUGUCCCCCCUACUCCAUCCCUCCACCCACUAUCUCUUUACAGGACCGCCAGCCCGUCUAGAGUUAUUCCAGGAAUGCGUUGAACAUGGCUGCCGCGAUGAAGGCGCAGAAAACGGGUCUGCUCGAACUCCGAGUGACCGUGGACCGCUGGAUCCGGGUGUUGGCCACUCUUACCGAAGACACGCUCACGGUUAACCCCGGGGAGGGCGUCGAGGAGCCCGCGAAGCCCAACUCGAGUCUCGCCGGUAUAAUCAACGGAGACCCCCCGAACCUGAGCUUGUCCCCGGUCCCAGAAACCAUCACCAACGUGAAGCGCACCGUGCGAGUUACCAAGCAAGACGUCGGAGGACUCGGAAUCAGUAUCAAAGGUGGGAAGGAGAACAAGAUGCCAAUCCUCAUCUCCAAGAUCUUCAAAGGCCUGGCUGCCGACCAGACGGAGGCGCUCUACGUCGGCGACGCCAUAUUGUCCGUCAACGGGUUCGACUUACGGGAGGCCACGCACGACGAGGCCGUGCAAGCGCUGAAGAAAACUGGCAAAGAAGUCGUCCUCGAAGUGAAGUACAUCAAGGAGAUGUCGGCUUUCUUUAAAAACUCGGGAUCCCCCGGGGCCGCCCUCCCCUGGGACUCUCCCCCCUCCACGCCUCAGAGGGGCACUGAACUCUUCCCCGCUGAGGUGACGGAGCCCUGCAGCGUCCCGCUGAAGAUGUGCCAGGUGUCACGGAAACAGUGCCCCCCGGACACAGAGAACAGGUAUUUCGAGGUGAUUUCAUCCAGCAGGAAGAACUCUGUGUUCCUGCGGGCCAAGGACCCGGCCAUGGCUCAGUCCUGGUACAACGGCAUCCUGGCCGGCGCCGCCAACCUUUUACCCCGAGUUCGGGAGGAGAUGAAGAGCAUGCAACUUGGCGUGGAGGUCAAACAUCUGGGCUGGAUUACAGAGCAGGUGACCCAGGGUCCAGAGAAACCGGUGCUGGCCAUGCUGACCGACAGAGACCUGCUCCUGUAUCCCUCUUUGCCUGAAAGCAAAGAGAGCCUCAGCAGCCCCACCAAGAGUCACCCGCUCAUUGCGACCAGACUGGUGCACUCCGGACCGGGGAAGAGUUCCCCUCUCCUGGACUCUGACCUCUCGUUCGGCCUGCGUUCGGGCACCAAGCAAGGCGUGGAGACCCAUGUGUUCAGGGUGGACUCUGCCAAGGAGCUGUCCACCUGGACUCAUCUGCUGGUGGAGGGUUGCCACGAUGCUGCGGAGCUCAUCAAGGAGGUCACCACGGCCUGCAGUUGGAAUGGGAAGGAGUGCACCCUGGGAGUCCACAUUGAUGAGGGGUUCACACUAUUCACAGAGGAGAUGGGUGUGAGGAAGAGUAUUCUGCUCCAGCAGCCCUUCGAGCGCCUUAGAAUGUCCUCGGAUGACGGAGUUCGCAUGAUAUUCCUCGACUUCGGAGGCCCAGGCGCCGAGAUUCAACUGGACCUCCAUUCUUGCCCCAAGACCAUCGUCUUCAUCAUCCACUCUUUCCUGUCCGCCAAGGUCAAGCGACUGGGCCUCCUGGCGUGAUGACGGUCAACCAUCUGGAACAUCAAAGAUAGGAAUAUUCAUUCAAACACACGGCCGGAAAAAGACUCGCCGGAGGAUGCAGCCCAGGAAAAGGUGCCGACUCGCCACUUUCUUUCAGCCCUCCUCGGCCUCCGAGAGGAUCGGCUCUGGUCGGGCACCCGUUGCUCUUUCUCGGGGAAUGAAUAGAAGACCGCAACAAUGAUGGACCCUUUUUAUUGAACUUGUAGUUUUACGGUAAAGAGAGUUUUCACAGCAACCACUUUGGGGAUCUUGCAUCUGUCGAAUCCUUUACGGUGGGUCAUCACGCGUUAUGAUGGCAAACUGUGUGAAGUGACAGCCUGCCUCCGAGCUUGAAAUCCCAACCAUUUCAUGGUUUUUUUGCGCCAUUGUUAAGUUCUGUUUUGUUUCACGAGUCCCGGCAGGCCUUUGUACUGAGCAUCCUUUCAUCCUUUCAAUCGUUGCUUCAUGCGCUGUGAGCAGUCAUAACAAUAAGUUAUUUCACAAAUGUCCUGAUUGAUGUCGGACUAACUUUUGUUCUUUUUUUCUUUUUUCCUUUUUUUUCUUCUUUUUCUUUUUACAAAAGCAGCUUUAGUGGAGUGACAGAAUGACAUGGCUAAUGACGAUCCAUUAUGAUCGAUAAUCUGAACUGAACAAUGUACACGACACAACUAUAACCAUGUGGUUUGUAUGUGAAUGUUUAAGUUGCCUUUCCCUUGGAUUUUCACGAAAGAAAGCUACAUACUUUUUAGUUAAAAUAUAAUUUUCCCUGCAGCUCAACAACUUUUUAUUUUACUCUCCUCUCGUUCUCUUUUCGUCUGUUUUAAAUGUGCUCAUCCAUAGCCUAACAAACAGAAAUGACUAACACAGUAUAUUAUGAAAAGGUUUUUAGCUUAACCAGUAAAUGAGAUAAGAACGUGUAAUUAUCCUGACAAGAAAAGACACCUUCCUUGAAUCUGGAUGCCCGAGUCAGACAUUAUGACCCAUGUGAAGUACAAAAUAAAAGCUCUCGUGUUUUUAGAGUUUACCAAGAGAGGUUGUUUCAUAAUCACGUGUUGAUGGAUGACAAACGUUUGGCUCAGAGUGCCACUGCAGCUAAACUUCUUUUCCUGUAGGGUUAAGCUUUCAAAGAGUUCACAGAGUUUUAUAGUACAGUUUAUUUUUCUUCUUCCAUUUUUCAUGAUUUAAUCACAACAGAGGACUAACAAUCUUCAUCAGAAAGCAACGAUAGUCUAUUUUCUACACAAAUUGUCCUCAUUUAAAUGAUAUUUUACCAUAUGAAAGAUGUUGAGUUGUUUACAUCAGUGUUUUUUCUUUCUUUUUUAAAAAUGUGUGUCGACUGAACAUCAACAAAUCGGGGCCUUCUCUCUGUGUCCAACACUAAACAGACUUGUAUUAAUAUAUAUUUCAAAACUAAAAACCUGUUUGCUUUCAAGAAUAAAAUGUAUUGUAUAUUCUUAUUUAAACAAAUGUGUGCCUUGCAAGGUUGUUUGUAUAUAAACAUGUAAUAAACUUUGUUAACUUU
Pseudoliparis swirei is the source of this 3083-nucleotide messenger RNA. It is a transcript of the gene snta1, whose product is annotated as syntrophin, alpha 1. Gene Ontology annotation, molecular function: protein binding; structural molecule activity. NCBI's taxonomy places the organism in Eukaryota, Metazoa, Chordata, Actinopteri, Perciformes, Liparidae. Bases 98 to 1561 code for a protein of 487 amino acids. Gene Ontology annotation, cellular component: dystrophin-associated glycoprotein complex; intracellular anatomical structure; neuromuscular junction. The record is from RefSeq and is a predicted model, not a curated record. The transcript has 8 exons.